AUGUGUGCAGGGAGUGGCGUUCAAUUGCUCAAACCGCUUGCGCGUUCCCCACAGUGCGAUGGAUUUGGGCCUGGACCCGCCGCUUCUCGUCCUGUGACACCUUCCAGCCACAACCUCCUCUCCCUCUCCUCUUUCCCAACAAUCGUAACAUUCUCCCUUCUACACCAUGUACACAUUAACGAUAUCAAAAUGUACGCCCGAUCAAUCGCGAUAGCACCGCUUAAAAUGCCGUCUGCUAGUUCGACAGCUGUGGCUGCAGCUGCAGCUAAGGCAGCGCCUGGCCUGGACAUCCGUCACGACGAAUCGCUUGGAGAACUGAUAUAUAAACUUCAAGCAUACUUUGUCGAUAUUAUCGAUACUCCUUUUACUUUCGAUCAAUUGCGAACUACUACGUUCUCCACCCGUUUGCGGCCCCUGAUAACAGCACUCUCUCAAAAUUGUCACCACCCGGCGAUUGUUGCUGCUUUACUCUGCUGUAAAGCCAUCUUUGCGAAUGAAGAUGACGACCGAGGACUCAAUGAAUCCCGUGGUUAUGCUGCCGAAAUUGUCGCCUGGAGGUUCUGCGCUCAUCUGAACCAAUUCACCGAGGUUAUCGACUACCUCUGCUACGAAAUCCCCAACGACACUAAAUCGUUGUCAUCGGACUCCCGUCGUCCUUCAGCCGUCAACGAAUCAAGUCCCUUACUCGAAGACUCCUCCGGCUACUUCCCCCGCGACCUGGAUGGUACCCCUGCGAAGCACACUUUUGCAGGACUCUCAACCCUUGAGCUUGCUGUAGUGUGUGAUGCCAAGAAAUUUUUGUCUCAGAGGACGGUGCAGAAUGUCGUCAAUGGGAUUUGGGACGGGAGUAUAGUGUUUUGGCAGGACCUCCGGACUGAUUCACAGAAACGAGCUUCACUUUAUAAUCCUAAGAAGACGGAUCCGUAUUGUAGGCUCCGUGUCCCACGGUACCAACGGGUGUUUGAGGCGUGUUUUAAUGUCAUGUUUUUGGCAUUGUACUAUGGAGUUCUUGUGGAGAGGAAUAUGGAGAAAGUUAGUGUGAUAGAGUGGUGUCUGAAUGUGAUGUUUUUGAGCUUCUGCUAUGAGGAAGUUAGUCAGAUCACUGAUGCUGGAACAUUGUUCUACGCAGCGGACUUCUGGAGUUGGGCCGAUAUAUUGAUAAUUAUCAUUUAUACGGUGUUCUUCAUAUUCCGCAUGGUGGGACUGGCAAAGCAUGAUGCGGAUUUGAUCAAUACAUCAUUUGAUGUUUUAUCACUGGAAGCACUGUUACUACUACCGAGGAUAUUCUCGUUAUUCUCACUGACACCGUUCUUUGGAACGCUAGUGCCGGCACUAAGGCAGAUGACGAAAGACUUUAUCAAGUUUUUGGCGUUGGUGGUUAUUUUAUAUUUGGGAUUUUUGACGACGUUUACGUUGUUGGCGAGGGAUACGUUUAGUUUGGGGGAUAUGACUUGGUUGUUGAUUAAAGUAUUCUUUGGGAGUAGUUAUGUGGGUUUUGAUAUGAUGAAGAAGAUUUCGCCGGUGCUUGGGGCGCCGUUGAUGUUGAUAUUUGUUACUAUGACGAAUAUUUUACUUAUCACCUCCUUGAUAUCAUUGCUUAGCAAUUCAUUGUCGGUGGUGAUGAGUAAUGCAAGAGAGGAAUACCUCUUCAUGUUCUCCACCUUCGUUCUUGAAUCCGCUACCUCCUCAUCACGACUAACAUACUUCCAACCCCCACUAAACCUCCUCUCCCUCGCCGUCCGCCCACUCCGCCUCAUCCUCCCCGCACCACAUCUACGAGCUUUACGAAUCAAACUACUAAAAGCUACACAUUUCCCUCUGGUGGCGAUUAUAGUAAUGUAUGAACGUAUGAGGGGGAUGGAAGGGGAGAGUCUAAGGGAUAAAGUGUUUACCAUCGGUGGACAGAAGAGUUUUAGGAGUAGUCUAAAAGCGGCGGUUGAUAAACGGGAUCUUAGAAGUCAGGUUGGAGCGUUGAUGGAGAGGAGUGGGAGUGCUGGGAAACAUGAUGAUGGUCAUAAUCAUCAUGUUGGGGGGAGUGAUAAUGGCGGGAAAUGGAAUUCUGGAAGGGCGGAGAGGAAUAGACCGCCGCCAACGCCGGGGACUGGACCGUUGGAAACGGGGUUUGUGUGGCCGAAGGAUUCGGGUAGGAAGAGGGAGGUGGAGGAUGAGGGGGAUGGGAUUGGAGAUGGGAUUGGAGACGGGCUUGGAGAUGGGCUUGAGGAGAAUGUGGAUGAUGGGGUUGUGACAGUAAGGGAUUUGACGGCGCAGAUUGAGGGGUUGAGAGAGGAGUUGGGGAGGAAGAUUGAAGAGGUUGCGGAGCUUGUUAGGAGAGGAGGGAGGGGUUAG
This is a messenger RNA of Orbilia oligospora ATCC 24927, 2346 nucleotides long. RefSeq lists its product as uncharacterized. Lineage: Eukaryota; Fungi; Ascomycota; Orbiliomycetes; Orbiliales; Orbiliaceae. The record is from RefSeq and is a predicted model, not a curated record. The transcript is spliced from 4 exons. Bases 1 to 2346 code for a protein of 781 amino acids.